CCGCUCAACUUCCGGGGAUGACUUCUGAGGGACUUGAGGGUAAAUCUGUUACUGUUACUGAAGUUAAAAGUGGAGAUAAUAUCUGUGAUUGUGAUGGCAGCUCACACUCUGUGAGGAUCAAGAAGCAAGAAAAGGAAGAAGAUGGAGGACUUCUCUAUUGGGACGGUGGAGGCAGUGAUUUUAGGUUCCAGCAUUGCUUUCUCAGGCUUCUUCUAUUAUUUAUACAGAAUGAAACGCAAAGCUGUGGACAAACUCAAUGAUGCUCCUCACGUAGCUUUAAAUGAGGAACUGCUGGAUCUUCUGAAUGCCACACCUGGGAAGUGUCUCCCAUAUGUGGUUAUUGAAGGCACUGUGCAGCCCCUGGAGAAGCCCCUGAGCAGUCAUUUUAAGGAAGGAACUUUUGGUGUUAUUCAGAAACUGCUCCUCCGGGAGCAUAAACUGGUAUGGAACAAUUUGGCACGCACCUGGAUGGACCGUGAGCAUGUGCUGCACGAGCGUGCGAGCAGCGUGCCCUUUGCUCUGGUGGGAGGAGAUGGAGCACGAGUGCAGGUGCUUCGUCCCCUGGAGGCGUCUGGCCCCGAGAUGGAAACAGUGCAUGAGAAGUUCCACCAGGCAAGCUAUGGCUUUACUGACCUGCUCAGCCAGUAUUUGAGCGGAGAGAAAAGUAAAGGCCAGCUAGAGACAGAGGAAAUGCUGAGGGUGGGUGUAUCCCUCACUGCUGCUGGCGAGCUCAUCCUCGAUUCAGACCGGCUGCUUAAACUCCGCCCUCCAACUGAUGGCUCCAUCUACUUCCUGACCAUGGCUGAUUUUGACUCACUCCGGCUUGACCAGGAGGGCCAGGCGUCCAGCUGGUGGGCCGUGACGGGCAUGUUUGCUCUGGUGGGCAUUGCUGUUGUUCUGUGGGUAGGGCUUCGAUGUUAUAGGCGGAUCCAGAGGAAAUGGGAGAGAGAGAGGAUGAAGAGGGAGUUUGAACAGAUAGGGGAGCAGGACCUUGAGAAUGCAUGUGUAAUCUGUUUGAGCAACCCUAGAGGGUGCGUGUUGCUGGAUUGUGGACAUGUGUGUUGUUGCUACAGCUGCUAUGAGGCACUGCCUCAACCAACAUGUCCAGUUUGCAGGCAGGGGAUCAGGAGAGUCGUGCCCCUCUAUCAGGCCUGAAAAUUAGUGUGCAAGAGAGAGUGGAUUAAGAGCUCUACUGAACUAUUAGAUAUUGAAAGACAGAGGUUAAUGGGAUAUCUUCUACCAGGCCUACAGAGAGAAGCCAGAGAAAUGGAGAAAAAAGAAAAUUCACAAAAGAGGACACUAAUAGAAAGGAGAUGCUUAUGGUACAACUGGUUAUGUCUUUGUUUAAACCAUUUUUUUGUUUAAACCUUUCAUUUAAACCUAAAUGCUAGCCCCCACCUAUUUUCAUAUAUGAAAAUGAGGUUGUGUAAGGUGGCUUAUAAAAACAGAAUUAAAAACUCAGCUCAUCUGAAGUGAAAGGUAUUCAAAGUGUAGUCAUGGAAUUAUACCAAAUCCUCUCAAAAGCAAAUACCUCCAUGAAGGCAAGUAGUAGUAGCAUCUACAAAAACUAUUUCUGUUUACAUGUCUCCCACAAUUUUCUUCUGAAAUGUGAAGCGAUUGAUUGGUUGAUUAAAUUAAUCUUGAGUGCUUGGUUGUGCUUGAUCUUAUAAUCUAUUACUUCUGUACUGUAAGCAUAAGUGUGUGCAUAGAGAGUUUACAAUACUGUGAUCCUUUCUCUUCAGGAGUCUCAUUUCCAGCAGCUGCUAAAAUUGCACUUGCAAUUUUUUCCUUGUAAUGUUUUUAGAAUAUUUAGAUGGAAACAAUCAACAGGUGAAUAAAAAAAUUAAAAACUUU
Molecule: messenger RNA, 1854 nt
Organism: Hemibagrus wyckioides
Lineage: Eukaryota; Metazoa; Chordata; Actinopteri; Siluriformes; Bagridae
Gene: mul2
Product: mitochondrial E3 ubiquitin protein ligase 1a
Exons: 5
Coding region: 142-1155 (337 amino acids)
Biological process (GO): organelle organization; protein ubiquitination
Molecular function (GO): ubiquitin-protein transferase activity
Source: RefSeq, a predicted model, not a curated record